Paramecium octaurelia is the source of this 1278-nucleotide messenger RNA. Lineage: Eukaryota; Ciliophora; Oligohymenophorea; Peniculida; Parameciidae. The record is from the annotation of a GenBank genome assembly.
AUGAUUGUUGAGUAAUAAAGAAAUAAGGUGAAAGAGUGUCUUUAAGGAGUAUAAUAAGAGUUAGAUGUAAUAUAAGAAUAUCAUUAUUAGUUAUCUUUCAGCAGAAUUGAUAAUUUUCUUGAUUAACUUGCUAUUCCUACUUAUCCAUCACUUCUUCAAAAUAUUGUUAAUCAUACUCCAAAAUUUCAUUAAAUAUCAUUGUCUUCUAUACAAAACUUUGCUCAAUCAUUAAUUCAACAAAUUAAACCUAUUAUUAUCACUAUUAAUUAACAGUAUCAAUCAAAUCAACAUUAGUUAGUUCAACAGGAGAAUCAUCAAUAAUCAAAUUCUAAACCAUUCACUUAUGAUUUAAUUCAUAAUCAUUCAAUUCAAUAAACUGAAUAUUGUUUUGCAAUUGCUAUUAAUAAUGAUAAUUCAAUUGUAUUAGCAGGGUGUAAUAGUACUAUAAAAGUAUUUGAAUUUAAAUAAGAAUAAUUGUAACUAACUCAACUUCUUAGUGAACAUCAAAAUGAUGUUUUAACUUUAAAUUUUAUGAAGAAAUCGUCUCAAUUUAUAUCUGGGAGUCGUGAUAAAUAGAUGAUAAUAUGGUCUAUGAACUCAAAUAAUUAAUGGAUCUGUUCAUAGAAAUUGAAUGAACAUCAGUCUUAGAUUAAUUGUUUAAUUUUGAAUAAUAAUGAAGAUCUUAUUAUAUCAGGAAGUAGUGAUAAAACUAUUAAAUUUUGGAUAAAGAAUAAUUAAUGGACGUGUUCACAAACUAUUUCAGAUCAUACAAAUUAUGUAUAUGGAUUAAGUUUGAAUGAGAAAUAGAAUAGAGUGGUAUCUUGUGGAGUAGAUAAAUUAAUAAAAAUAAUAGAAGACUCAUUUUAAAAAUGGAAUGUUAUAUAAAAGAUAACAGUUGAGCAGUAUGGUUUUAGAAUAUGCUUCAUCAAUGAUUAUGUAUUCACAUUUCAACCUUAUAAUUAAGAGUAUAUACAUGUUUACGAGAUAAAUAGUAGUAAUUAAUAGUAUUCAAAGACAAAACAAAUUGAUGUGAAAAGUGAUUCCGAUGCUUGUGAUUGUUUGUUUCCUUAAUAAUAUCUUAAAUCUAAAUGCUUACUUGUGAAUAAGAAUGGAAGGAAUGUUAAUUUGAUAAGGAAAAAUUAAAAUGGUCAUUUUAUCACAUAAUAAUCUAUUCAAUUGGGGCAUCGUAUUAUGUAUGGUUAGAUGAGUGAAAAUGGAGACUAUUUGGUUACUUGGGAUAAUUAAUCUAGGGAAAUUUAAAUUAGGAAAUAUCAUUGA